Molecule: messenger RNA, 2785 nt
Organism: Sander lucioperca (pikeperch)
Lineage: Eukaryota; Metazoa; Chordata; Actinopteri; Perciformes; Percidae
Gene: neurod6a
Product: neuronal differentiation 6a
Exons: 2
Coding region: 260-1210 (316 amino acids)
Molecular function (GO): protein dimerization activity
Source: RefSeq, a predicted model, not a curated record
AUUAAAGAGGAGAGACAGAGGAGAGGAGAGGAGAGGAAGAAGGGAGGAUGAGGAGGAGGGGCCGAUGUUUGCUACUGAAAGCCUGUCUGAGAGUGUCUGGAUGCUCUCUGGAAUGUAACACCAAAACUGGGUGAGAAGCUCAUCGGUCCACUGACAGAAGGAGAUUUACAUUAAAAUGGACCAUCUGUCAGAUUAUUGCCUGAGGUUGACUUGUCUAAUUGAAGAAGAAUAAUAGGCUACUACUAAAAAGAAGGAGAACAUGCUGACUCUGCCUUUUGAUGAGCCGCCCUCCAACCAGACCGGCAGUCCCUUCAGGACCAGCUGGGCCGCCAACCAAUUAAUCAGAUCGGUUAAGCCAGAGCCUGGCAGAGCCCCGGAGGACACGUUUGAGUCCAGGAGAGGAAUUGGAGAGAGGGAUGACCGAGAGGAGGAGGAGAAGGAGAAGGAGGAGGAGGAAGAGGAAAAGGAACAAGGCGGUGGUCAGAGAAGAAGGGGUUCAUAUAAAAAGAAAGCAAGUCAGGCCCGGCUGGAGCGUGUCCGGCUGCGGCGCAUCGAGGCCAACGCACGGGAAAGGAACCGCAUGCACAGUCUGAACAACGCGCUGGACCGCCUGAGGAAAGUGGUUCCCUGCCACUCCAGGACACAGAAGCUGUCCAAAAUAGAGACGCUCCGCCUGGCCAGGAACUACAUCUGGGCCCUCGGCGAGAUCCUAAACACCGGGAAGAGACCGGACCUUCUCACGUUCGUCCAGACUCUGUGCAAGGGUCUCUCCCAGCCCACCACUAGCCUGGUGGCCAGCUGUCUGCAGCUCAACCCCCGCAGCUUCAUCUCAGAGCCAAGCGGGGAGUCCUUCCCCCUCUACCCAGCCUACCACCACCACCACCACGGGGCGGAGGCAGUGGGCUGCAGCUCGGUGGACAGCGGCAGGCCCCUGGGCUCCUUCUGCGGCCCCUACGAUUCUCUGUAUGACAGUCCCUCUCCCGACGGCUCCAGCCCUCUGGAUGCAGGGACCCUCAACCCAGCCGUCAACUUCGACGGAAUUUUCUCCCUGAAACGCGAGGAACCGGGGGACUACCGGAGCUGUCACUACGGCCUCCGUUACUGCUCCGUCAGCCAGGGCUCCUCCACAGACCUGGGCCCGUACGACGUCCGCCUCCGGGGUCAGUUCUACCAGGCGCAGGAGGAAUUGAACAAGCCUUUCACUUAUUAAUGAACUAUGUAUAUAGAGAUGUUGAUUAAAUUGGAAACCCCAAAUCAUCCCGCUGAUAUUUUGGGGGGCCACUUGGUAGGGCUGCACAAUAUAUAGUUGUAAUAUGCGCAAUAAACGCAUCGUGAAAGACUGCGACACAUCCAAAGACACUCAGAGAUUUUUUGGGUUAGUCGAAAGAAAAUUUCAAAUAUCAAUAUCAAUUCAAUUUGUUCAAUAAAAGAAAGCUGGAAAUGUUUCCUUUCAUUUGUUUUCAAAUCCAACAAGCAGUUUGUUGUAUUUUAUCAGAAUACUGAAAGAAGAACUGAGAAAACUUUAACAUCUGUUCAUGUAUCGCAAGUAAUAGUGUUAUCGCGAUGUCCAACAACGUUAUCGCAUAUUGCAUAUUUUCCUCAUAUCAUGCAGCCCUACCGCUUGGCUGCAGCCAUCUGAUGAAUGAUAAAUGAUAAAUUCAUCUAAACUGAAGGCUAAUUGUCUGGGGAGCAGCGUCUUUUGACGAGGAAUGCUGUGGUCUUGGAAGGAAAACGCACACACACACACACACACAGACACACACACACGCACAUUACCACGCACACACACACACACACACACACACACACACACAUGCAUAUGCCUACAUACACAAGCAGACACACAGGUCGACACAUGGCAGCCAUAUUUAGCAUUUUUGUUUGGUUUUGAUCUGUUUGGUUGUUUAGUUGACGCUGGUAUUUUUACUAUAACAGAAAAGAAGGCACAGGGAACUAUGCAAUCUGCAUUUCUCAUCAUUAUUAAUAAUGAUGUAAUUCAUUAUAGAAUAAUCAAUGGAUUUUUUUCCUUUUAAUUUUAUGAAAAGUAUUGAGUGAAACAUUCAAUGAAAAAAAGAAAAUAACUAAUACUGUAUAUGGUUUUAUAUGGGAAGCUGGAAUUCUUCCCGACUGUAGGCUAUGUAAGUGGAAUUGGACAGCCAUUAGGCCCACACUGAUUUAGAUAUUGGUGGUAAUAAUUUUCCCUUACACUCAGGCCUUACCAUGUUAAUAAGAAGAUUAUUUCACAAUUAAAUAAAGCAAAAUAAGUAUAACCACUGCAGCUAUUUAAAAUGAAUUGGAAUUUAUUCAGACUUAAUCUAUUGUCAAAUGAAAUGUGCAAACAUUGUUUGUUGUUUGUUUGGCCACAGUUGGGCCGAUAUAAGAAUGUGCCGCUGAAAUGUGAUGUGAUAUGGUUUUCCUCUCAUUAUUCGGCCCUCAGUGAGUGUAAGGGGGCUGCUGCUGUUUCUCUCUUCUUCUUUGUUUUUUUUUUUUUUGUUUUUUUUUACUGAAGAGCCUUAUUCUGAAAAUGCAUCACAAACAUGACUUAUGCAAAUGGGUUUGUAGGCUAACUCUUACAUUUUGGCCAAGAAGUGGAUUUCUUUUUUUUUUUGAGGGGGGGGGUGGUUCUAUUCUGGUGCACUAUACUUUUGCUUAAUUCAACUCUUUGUCACAGCUUUGUUACACAUGACAAAUAAAACACGAGUGAAAACAAGUGAUGAAAGUAUACGGCGUGUUCCUAAACUGUAUUCUUUGCACAUUUUAUUAAUUUAUUUAUUUUAUUUUGGAA